AUGGCGCUUGCCUUCUUCUCCAAACGGUACCCUGAAUCUGAGUAUUGCUUGGACGAGCUUCAGAGGAUGAAGGAGCUUGUGGAGGAAGGCAGACUCAAGGUGAUCCCUGUCUUUGUCAACGUGACAACGAGCGACGUGAAAAACUUCAACGGUGUGUUUGGCAGAAAAUUCAAUGAAAUGAGAAAGAGAUAUGAGCAAGAACCGGAGAAGGUUCAGAAGUGGAAAAAAGCUGUGGAAUACAUUUCAGAAAUAAGCGGUGUGCCAUGUACCAGCACAGACAGAUAUGUUGUGAGUGAGACGGUUAAGGCGGUUAAGAAACAGCUGUUCCUAAUGUAUGGGAGAGAUCCCAAUCCCAUGAAAAGCACAGAUCGAGUGUUUUCAAAUUUACUAAUGGCGUUCUUGAUUGGAAGUUUCGGUGGCCUCAUCGUACCUCGAAUUUUUUUCAGUAAUAGGGAACUUCUCAGAGUUGCGUUCUGGUUAGUAACUCUUCCUAUUUCUUUUAUGGUCUUUCUGAAAUUUGAAGAAGGCGUGAAAACACCACCACCUGUGACCACACCACCACCAUCUUAG
Thlaspi arvense is the source of this 570-nucleotide messenger RNA. The record is from the annotation of a GenBank genome assembly. Lineage: Eukaryota; Viridiplantae; Streptophyta; Magnoliopsida; Brassicales; Brassicaceae.